This is a messenger RNA of Impatiens glandulifera, 1190 nucleotides long. RefSeq names its product protein STRICTOSIDINE SYNTHASE-LIKE 4-like. NCBI's taxonomy places the organism in Eukaryota, Viridiplantae, Streptophyta, Magnoliopsida, Ericales, Balsaminaceae. The transcript is spliced from 3 exons. Bases 1 to 882 code for a protein of 293 amino acids. Gene Ontology annotation, biological process: biosynthetic process. The record is from RefSeq and is a predicted model, not a curated record. Gene Ontology annotation, molecular function: strictosidine synthase activity.
AUGAGGUGGUUGUCCAACAUUUUGUUACUAUGGGUUGCCGCGCCGACUUUACUAUCAGUGGUUAUCUUUUACCAAUUAGAGUCGUUCGAACCGGCUCAACUCCCAAUCCACGAUUCUCUUAUUGCGCCGACAGCCCCAAACCUUAACCUUAAACUUAACAUUCUUCGAGGUGUCGAAAAGGUAGGGACUGGAAAGAUUAUGGGGCCGGAAGAUGUAGCCUACGAUGCGGAAUCGAAACUCAUUUACACCGGCUGUGCCGACGGUUGGAUCAAGCGAGUCCGGGUUGAUGAUUUAUCAGUCGAGGAUUGGGUCAACUCAGGCGGUCGGCCACUCGGACUCGUGCUUGGACCAGAUAAGCGACUUAUCGUUGCCGAUGCCAACAAGGGUCUAUUGAGAGUGAAUGAAAAUGUGGAGGUGGAGGUUUUAACCGACGAAGCCGAAGGAGUGAAAUUUGGGCUGACGAACGGCGUUGAUGCGAGUGAUGAUAAAUUAGGUUUAGGGUUAGGCGGCACAAUUUACUUCACGGAUGCAUCAUACAAAUACAGGCUAAAAGACUUCAUUUGGGACAUGUUAGAGGGCAGACCUUAUGGAAGGCUUCUUAGCUAUGAUCCAUCCACAAACCAAACCAAAAUUCUCCUAUCAGAUCUCUACUUUCCCAACGGAGUCGCACUCUCCCAAGAUCAAACCUUUCUAGUUUUCUGCGAAACCCCAUUGAGAAGGUGCAUGAAGUACAUGAUAGAGGGCGAGGGAAAAGGGACGGUUGAGAAGUUCAUCGAUGUAGAUGGUUUUCCCGAUAAUAUUCAAUACGACCGAAUCGAAGGCGUAUAUUGGAUUGGACUAGCUAGUGUAAGUAAUUUUAAUAAAAAAAAAUUAAGAUUCUAAUUAGUGAAUAAUAUUUUGUUUGUGGGCAUGCAUGCAGGAAGUUACAUUUAGUUGGGAUAUAGCUCAAAGGUACCCUUUUAUUAGAAAGGUGUUGGGUAUAUUACACAAGUACAAUAUUAGACUAGUACCAAAUAUGAAGAAAAAUGGGGGGCUUUUGGCGGUUGAUAAAGAUGGGAAGCUUGUGGCUCACUAUUCAGAAGUGGGUUUUUCUUCUGUUUCUACUGGUUUAAAGAUCGGGGACCAUCUCUAUUUUGGGUCUUUAAUUAAGGACUAUUUGCUACGCUUCAAUCUCACUCACUAUCAUGAUG